Molecule: messenger RNA, 1596 nt
Organism: Solanum dulcamara
Lineage: Eukaryota; Viridiplantae; Streptophyta; Magnoliopsida; Solanales; Solanaceae
Product: protein SODIUM POTASSIUM ROOT DEFECTIVE 3-like
Exons: 3
Coding region: 708-1235 (175 amino acids)
Molecular function (GO): metal ion binding
Source: RefSeq, a predicted model, not a curated record
UGACAAAUUAAAAUUUACAAAGAGUCCAAACAAAAAAUAUUAAACUAUCAUUAAGUCAAGAAGUUAACCAAAUUUAUACACAGAAAUAGUCUAAAGAAUCAAAGCUUGAACUGAAUUGAGAUUAGCACUUUGGUACUUUACUAUCUUUGGCUCCAUUAACAGGAAUCCCUCAAUCUCUGACUUUGAAAACUUCAGCUCCAACUCUGAAACCACUGAUGAGUUCAGUUGUACUCUAGUACAGUUUUUCCUCAAAAUCUUGACCCUUCUGUUAUCAUUUGACCAUCCAAAUUCAAAGCUUAUUAUAUAGUAUUCAAUAAUAAAUCUGUUUCUACUAAUCAUAAUCAUAAUCAUAAUCAUAAUAUUAAAAGUGAGAAUAAUUUUUCCCCCUCAUAUCCAAACAUAGUAAUAAACAUUUGAUGGUACCCUAAUAAAUAUAGCACUCUAACCUACCUUCUAUAAUAAAUUAUAUUACAAUAACAAUAUAAUAGCUCUUUACAUUAUUAGUUACAUAUUAUAUAAGUUGAAUUUAUUGUAAAAAUAGUGUGGAGUAUAUAUGCUACUCUGCGACUAGCAAGCCCCACUGGUUGCUAAGUUAAUAAAGAGUAGCAUUUCUUCUCCACUCUCUUCACUUCAUUUUGGCCAUCUUUUAAAUAGUACCAUAUAUCUUUCACAACUUUGUCCCUAAAAGAAAAUAUAGCUAAGGAAAAAUGAACUACAAGAAAUUAGGAGGAUACAGAAAGAUGAGAGGAUUUAUUUGCCAGCCUCAAGUGUCAACUGCAGUGUGCUUGAGUUGUGAUUCAAGGUCAGUUGUUGUCCCUGCAGCGCGACGUAGAAUGUCGAUGGAAGAACAUACAAAAUUAAUUAACAAAUGUACUAGGUUAGGGGAUGUACCUCGUACACUUGAUUCUAUUCCUAUAAGUAAGACAUCAAGAAAUGUUGUUGCUGCUGCUAGUUCCUCUGUUUUGACAAUCUCUAAGAGAAGUCAAGAAAAUGGUUCCAAAAUUGUUCCUUCAGAUAACUCUUUCCAGGUUAUUGUGAUGAGAGUGUCACUUCAUUGUCAAGGCUGUGCUGGUAAAGUCAAGAAACAUCUCUCCAAGAUGGAAGGGGUGACAUCUUUCAGCAUAGACUUGGAUAGCCAAAGGGUAACAGUGAUGGGACACGUGUCACCAGUUGGUGUGUUGGAAAGCAUAUCAAAAGUGAAAAGAGCUGAAUUUUGGCCCCUAAAUAGUUGUUGAAGAAGAGAAAUGGCCAUUACCUAAAAGUGACCAAACAAUAUUGUUGUUGAUUUACAUGAACAAGAAAGAGAGAGACUUAUUAAAGAAAUAGCCAAAAAGAAACCUCAAAAAGACAAAAAGUGUUUUUGGCAUUUGGUUUCUAUUUAGGUAGAGUUCUGUUUUAAAUCCUAUGGUCCCUUCAUCCAUGAAAAAAGGCCUGGUGUGCAAAAAUUGUUAAAACUCUCAUCAUGUGAACAAUGCCAGUACUGAUGCUGAUUUCUUUGUCCCAUUUAUACCUUGAGCCUUUUUAUUGUUUCCUAUUAUUAGGAAGGGAGAAAAAAAAACAUCUUAAUUGAUUAAACCUGAUAAAUGUUUUCUAAUA